UCAUAAAUCCUACAGGUAGGAGGAGAGGCCAGCAAUGUCAACGCAACAGGGGACCCCACCGUUUGAAGGAGACCAAGGAAGCCCUGUUCUCGGGCGGCUUUUCCUGAGGUUUUCCGAAGAGUUCUACCUGCUGUUCCGUUUGAUAUUGGCGUUCGUUGCCGCGCUGCACGGAGCGCAAAAGGCCUUCGGCCUCUGGGGCUUCCCGAUGCCUCACCCCGACAGACCUAUUGUGACCUUCGCCGGGUGGGUGGAGCUAAUAUCGGCGUUACUCAUCGGGCUGGGGGUCUUCACCCGCUUGGGCGCCGGCGCCUUGGUUGUCACCAUGGUGGUCGCCUACUUCAUGGUGCACUCCCCCGGGCAGCCUUGGCCGCACCUCAAAGGAGGCGGCGAAGUCCCGCUCCUCUGGUUCGCCAUGUCCGGUAUCAUUGGCGUCCUGGGGAGCCGCAAGUGGGGAAUUGAGCGCAUGAUCUUCAAGCGGGAAUUGCUGUAG
Molecule: messenger RNA, 490 nt
Organism: Geodia barretti
Lineage: Eukaryota; Metazoa; Porifera; Demospongiae; Tetractinellida; Geodiidae
Source: the annotation of a GenBank genome assembly